CGCUCCUGGCCCCGCCCAGCCCGAGUCACGUGCAGGGUCGGGUCGCCCUCUGGGCCAAUCAGCGGGGACGAUUCACCCCGGAAGUUGAACCCGUUCCCCGGCAGCGCCGCGCGUUACCACGGCAACGGCGGCGGGAUGGAGUCCGAGGAGCGGGAGUGGAACAAGCGGGCCGCCCGGCUGCGGGCCGAGCUGGAGCGGGAGCGGCGGCUGGACGAGGCGCUGCGGGCGGCGGAGGAGAACAGGAGGCAGAGAGCGCUGCAGCUGGAGCGGGAGCAGAAGCUGGCGGCUGAGAUGGCCAGGAGGGACCUCGAGAAGAUAAAGGACGAGAAGCUCAGGCAACAAGUCAGAGCCAACAGUCUUGAACUUCGAGAGUUAGAAAGAAAGCUAAAAUAUGCCUAUAUGAAUAAAGAACGAGAUGCACAGAUGGCUGAAAAAAAAGCUUUUUACGAUGAGAAACUGAAAUGGGAGGAUGAAAUAGCCCAAGAGAUGAAGGAAGAGCAUGACCGGUUAAUGCAAGAAGAACUUGCUGCAGAAAUGAGGCGAAACCAGGAGAAGAUAAUGUACCAUCAGGAACUGGACAAACAGCUGGAGGAACAGGAGAGGAAGAAGCAAAAGGCCUAUGAAGAGUUUCUGAGAGAGAAACUCAUGAUUGAUGAGAUUGUAAGAAAGAUCUAUGAAGAAGACCAAAUGGAAAAACAACGAAAGUUGGAUAAAGUGAGAGAAACUCAGAUGUAUAUUGAAGAAUAUAUAAAAGAACAAGCUAUGUGGAGGAGAAAGAAAAAGGAAGAGAUGGAAGAAGAAAACAGGAAAAUUAUGGAGUUUGCCAACAUGCAGCGACAAAGGGAAGAUGACUGGAUGGCUAAAGUUCGAGACACUGAGGAGAAAAAACAGAAAGUUCAAAACAUGGUGGCCGAGACAAUGGAAAGGGAACAACAGAAGCGUCAAGAACAGGAACAAAUCCGCCAAGAGCUGUAUCUGGAAGAACAAGAGGAAAUGGAAAGGAAGAAGGAGAUGGCAGAAAUUGAGAAGAGAAUAAGGCAGCGCCUGGAGCUGAGGCAAAUGUACGAGGAGCAGUUUGCCAUGAAGGCGGCAGCACAGCGAGCGCUGCGGGAGGAGGAGGAAGCUUUCCGCCAGCAGAUGCUGGCCAGGCUGGCAGAGGAGGAUCGGCUGGAGGAGCUGAACGCUCAGAAACGCAGGAUGAAACAGCUGGAGCACAAAAAGGCCGUGGAAGAAAUCCUGGAAGACCGUCGCAAACAGUUCAUUGCAGACAAAGAGCGGGAAGUUGAAGAAAGAGAGUUAGAGAAGAGAAGACAAGAAAGCAUCCGUGCAAUUGUUGAAGAGGAGAGGCAGAAACUCCUGAAAGAGCACGCCUGGAAACUGCUGGGUUAUCUGCCUCGAGGGAUAAUCAAAGAUGAAAAUGACAUUAACAUGCUUGGAGAAGAUUUUAGGUUGGCUUUCCAGCAGAGAAGAGGUAAUGAAUUAUCAGAAGAGAGCUGAACCUUUCCCCAGCUCAGCUCCUGCUUUGCCACUAGGUGUCAGCUGAUUCCCAUGAAAACUUCCAUUUGCUGUUAACAGUGAGGAACUCCUUUUUAACACCAUUAAAAGUCUCCAUCUUAAGACCGAAGUUCUCAGCUGAUGAGCAGUUAGUUUUAUAUAGGUGUGUGCUGCACUUGCAUUUUUCAUCAAUAAACUGUUCUGAGUUCUCAA
This is a messenger RNA of Empidonax traillii (willow flycatcher), 1707 nucleotides long. RefSeq names its product meiosis specific nuclear structural 1 (gene MNS1). Gene Ontology annotation, biological process: cilium organization. The transcript has 10 exons. NCBI's taxonomy places the organism in Eukaryota, Metazoa, Chordata, Aves, Passeriformes, Tyrannidae. The record is from RefSeq and is a predicted model, not a curated record. Bases 136 to 1497 code for a protein of 453 amino acids. Gene Ontology annotation, cellular component: motile cilium.